Molecule: messenger RNA, 2082 nt
Organism: Doryrhamphus excisus (bluestripe pipefish)
Lineage: Eukaryota; Metazoa; Chordata; Actinopteri; Syngnathiformes; Syngnathidae
Gene: znf410
Product: zinc finger protein 410
Biological process (GO): regulation of transcription by RNA polymerase II
Cellular component (GO): transcription regulator complex; PcG protein complex; chromatin
Molecular function (GO): RNA polymerase II cis-regulatory region sequence-specific DNA binding; DNA-binding transcription factor activity, RNA polymerase II-specific
Source: RefSeq, a predicted model, not a curated record
AUCGCAGAGUGGAGAGAAGGCGGUGUUUUAUAUUAACAUUGUUCCAUCACAGUCGCCGUACAGCUGCACUUGCUAGCCAGCUGGCUAGCAGCACUCUCGAUUUGGACAAAUUAAACCAACAAAGUAUAAUCUUUGCAUCGCUGCUGUAAGCUCGUGCCAUGUUUUGGACUUCCAGGAUGACCGCAAACCAAUGACCGGAAGAGACUUGUCAUUUUUAGCAGGUUGAAGAUUGAAGGUGAGACACGGCAGGGACACUCAUGCUUUCCGAUGAGCUGGACUCCAAACCAGAGCUGCUGGUGCAGUUUGUCCAGAACGCUUCCAUCCCUCUGGUUCAGGGUCUGGAGGACUCCGAGCCCAAACACUCCUGCCUUCCUCUGCUGGCCCCCGUUGAAAGCUCAAUCUGCGGCCAGCUGGAACUAACAGGUUCCGAAAAAGUUCUUUCAGAACUCGGGGGCGUUUCAUCGGAACGAAGCCCCCUGGUGGUGCCGACGCACAAUGCGCGGGCGUCCCCCAGCCCCCCGCCCAUCCUCCAUGACCUGCAGCAGUCAGAUGGCACGUCAUACGUUUUCCUCAACCUGGCUAAAAGCAUCACCACCUCUUCCGAUUCCCUCAUUUUUGCCGCGGACGGGGCCGGCGACGAAGAAGACGAGGGCGUGUCGUCGGGGGACUAUGGCUUGGACGGCAGCGCCCCCUGGUAUCUACGUGUGCAGGAACUGGCGCAUGAUAGCCUUAUUGCGGCCACGCGGGCACAGCUGGCUCGGGACGCCAAGGCCAGUCAGGACGCCAGGGCUGCAAGCGUCGCCAUAAACGGCAACCACACGCCACCGUCAGAAGGGGACAAGCGAGAGGCGCAGCCGGCGCCGCCUCCGCCGCCUCGGACCGGGCGUCCCCUCGCCAGGCAGGUGCUCCGCUGCUCGUUUGAAGGCUGCUGUCGAACCUUCACCUGGCCCGCCCACCUCAAGUACCACCUGAAAACACACAGGAACGACCGCAUGUUCCGCUGCGGCGCGGAAGGCUGCGGUAAGAGCUUCUACGUGUUGCAGCGUCUGCAAGUCCACAUGAGGACCCACAACGGCGAGAAGCCCUUCAUCUGCAAGGAGAAGAACUGCGGCAAGAAGUUCACCACCGCAGGGAACCUGAAGAACCACCGACGCGUCCACACCGGAGAGAAGCCUUUCCUGUGUGAGGCGGAUGGUUGCGGACGAUCCUUUGCCGAAUACUCCAGUCUCAGAAAACACAUGCUGGUACAUUCUGGCGAGAAGCCCCAUCACUGUGGGAUCUGUGGCAAGACCUUCUCCCAAUCGGGCAGCAGGAACGUGCACAUCAGGAGGCGCCACGGCGAGGAGGGACUCGCCGCCGAGAGCAGGGAAGCAGGAGAGGCGCUGACACACAGCAGCCUGCUGGAGGCAGACGACGACGACAACAACGGGGACGGGAUGGUCGCCAUGACGACGGGCAUGCAACCCGUCAGUCUCCAUCACGCCAUGCUGAGAUCACCAGGCCCUGCAGACUCGGUGGUGGUCCUCUCUCCGCCACAUGAACUGGUCACCAUGACGACGGAGGGCGCCACCUACGGGGACGUGGUGACGCUCCUGUAGCGUGUCAGACGGCAGAGUGUAAAUAGCUUCUUCGUGAGUGACUUUUGGAAAUACAUAUUAGCCACCAGGAGCUGCCAGCCAUGCUUCUAGCUGUAACAGCUGUGGAAUUCAAUCAAAAAGAAAACACUCCCAAAGAAGUUCCAAGACGGGUUUAAAAAAAAAAAAAAAAAAGUCUAUGAAAGAAAUGAGCAUUUGUUAGAGCCAUGACCUCAACACAGCAUCCACUACAGUCUAUGGAGUUAUGGAUCAUGUAUAAAAACCGGGAAAAGAAAAAGUCAUGAAUGGGAACAAAAGCCACACUCACCGCCUCCCUGCUGCUCAGCGUAUGUUCAGGUGGUCCAACAUGGCGCCCAGGGCCCAACUUGCCUCCACGUUGUUGACUUUCUUGGCCAACUGCAACGUGUAACAACCAAAUAAGUCCAAAUGCCUUUUUGUAUUUAUUGAAAUUAAAUGAGAAGAAACAAUGCUUGGUUUGUCUGAGAGU